Messenger RNA from Toxoplasma gondii ME49, 888 nucleotides. RefSeq lists its product as hypothetical. The coding region runs from base 253 to 888 and encodes 211 amino acids. The transcript has a single exon. Lineage: Eukaryota; Apicomplexa; Conoidasida; Eucoccidiorida; Sarcocystidae. The record is from RefSeq and is a predicted model, not a curated record.
ACCGCUGCUUCUCUUCGUAAAGAGACAGCUCAAAAAACAAACAUGAGAAACGCGAGUUGAAUCCGGAAAAGCGAGCGAGCCAUUUCCCCGCUGUUCUCCCUUUUCUUCUUCUGUGUUCUCGCCUUUCUUUCGACACCCUCCCUUCGCACAGCGGCGGCACUCCUCAAGGCUUUUUCGGCGGAGGCAGCUCUACAGGUUUGUGAGGAAAAGUUAAACUCAAUUUCCCCCCGUUCGAACCUCCGGUUUCUUUACAUGAGACUGGCUGAAUGGAUACACAGUCCUGCUCUCCGUCUCCAUCUUCUUCCUCCUCUCCAUCUUCUUCCUCCUCUCCGUCUUUUUCUACUUCGCCUCCUGUCUGUUUGCCGCCUCCUGCGAGUUCUGUGCCUCGUGACCAGCCUUGCGGUCGUCUUCACCGCUUCACUUCUCGGAUCUUACCGUCGUCCUUUCAAGAGGUCCUUUCUCGACAGUGCAGCUCCUCUGCCUCUUCUCCGUCGUCUUCUUCCUCUGGGGAAAAGUUGCUUCCCCCGCUCUCUGCAGCGCGAGGCGGCGAGAGAGAAGAGGAUGCGUCGCGCCUCCUGCCUGCUUCGCCGUCUUCUCUCGCGGGUGCUUCUCCUCUCUUUUCUCCGGGACUUUCUCCCCUCUCCUUGGCCUUCUUAUCUGCGUCUUCACUCUCGUCUUCUCUGCCCGCAUUCCCUCUCCCGCCUGCUCCACGAGUCCUCUCGCCUUCCUCUUCCUCUCCUUUCCAAGAUUGCUGGCAGUGUCGCUUCCUCGGAGUCGCGCUCUUCUCAGGUGUAUCGACAGCUGCCCUGCUUCGCGCCCUCAAGGCGCCGCCCGCCUCCGCAGACCGCAGAUUCUUCGCAGUGGCGUCGGCUGCCUUCGCCUUCUUAG